This is a messenger RNA of Impatiens glandulifera, 1132 nucleotides long. RefSeq lists its product as uncharacterized. The transcript is spliced from 3 exons. Bases 63 to 992 code for a protein of 309 amino acids. Lineage: Eukaryota; Viridiplantae; Streptophyta; Magnoliopsida; Ericales; Balsaminaceae. The record is from RefSeq and is a predicted model, not a curated record.
AAUUCUCACUUCUUAUAUUAUACCAUACCCUCCUCAUCUCUCUAUCUCACAAACACACUCACAUGGCUAAUAAUAGCCAAUACAGAAUGGACGCAGAAGAGGAAGCUUUAAUGAAAGCAUACCCUUACGCCCUUUACUUCGUCCAAAGCCCUAACUCCACCACCGGAAUGGAAACCGGCGCCGGCGCCGGCGGACUUCCUCUGUCACGUUGCACUUCCUCCCACGCAUCCAACAACUCAUUCCUCCACGAGAAGAAGAUUGUCAUCGCCGGCGGCGGCGGCGAUGAUAUUCAUGAUCUUGAAAAAGAUGGGAAAAAAUAUGAUGAUCAUGAUGAUGAGGAGAAUCAUGAAGAGAUGAUGGAUUUGUGGGAGAGAUAUUUGUCGUUUAGGAAAUCAUCUUCAUUGGGUUGGAUUUGUUUGCAGCUUUUUUGGAGAUUUGUUCUUAGUUUGGGACUUGCUUUGAUUGUGUUCUUCAUUGCUACUAAGCCUCCACCACCCAUCAUUUCCAUUCAGGUGACAAGAAUUGGUGAAUUCAGGCUAGGGGAAGGGGUGGAUGGUUCAGGAGUAAGCACAAAGAUUCUAAAUUUGAAUUGUUCAAUCAAAUUGAUGAUAGACAAUAAAUCCAAGCUCUUUGGCCUUCACAUUUAUCACCCUUCCAUGGAGAUGUCCUUUGACAAUCUACCCAUUGCUCUUAACUAUGGGGAAAACUUAUAUGCAACGGCUAGGGGGGAAACAUGGUUUGAAUUAAAUUUGGGGACGGAGAAUAAGGCUAUGUAUGGUGCAGGCAGAGCGAUGGAGGACAUGCUUGAAACGAAAAAGGAACUGCCUCUAGUUAUAAACUUCCGGGUGAAUUCGUUCUUUAAGGUUGUUUGGGACCUAAUAAAGCCGAGGUUUCAUCACCAAGCUCGAUGUCUUUUAGUUUUAAGCCCGUCUUAUGAUAAGAAACGUCGCACCCAAGUGUUUACUAGCACUUGCCUCAUUAACAGCUCCUAAAUUUAUUAUUGUCAUUAAUCUUUAAUAUUAUUGUAUUUAUAAAAACAAUUGUAUAAUCAUUUCAUUAUGAAAAUAUUUCAAAUAUAUUUGUUUUUAAGGAUUUUAAACUAUUGAUAAAUCAAUAUCAAAUUCAUUUUGAU